ACUCGGUGUAAACAGGAAGAACCGACCGAAAAACCAGGACAAAUCUACUAGAACUGGAAGAUAAGGAUCGGCCAAAAACUAAUGAAUGUCUUGUUUCUGUUUACCUGCUAACCAACGGGAACGAUGUGCCAUAUUACCUGAUACUAAUCGCAAUUACGUGUCGUCGGAUAAGUGAGGAAAUUAUCGACAAGCUUGGAUAGACUAGCUAACGUCGUAAGCUACUCAGACGUAUUGACGCGAUUUAAUUCUCGGUUUUUGCCAGGCGAAAUGGCCCUCUAACUUCCUGGUUCCUUCGUGGGAGAAGUACAUUUUUCUAAAUCUUUCGGUCUUCCGAUUACUCUAUAUUUGGUCGCUUUGCUCUGAGGAUAUUUAAAGCAAUGGUUCAAAAGGAAAAGACGCUAGAGACGUCUCAAGUUGAGGGCGAGCCGAGCCCCAGCCCAGUCUCCGGAGAGGCUUGUGCCGAGGCCCCCGGCCCGGUGGAGGAGCCCAGCAUUGGAGUCGAACCAACAGGCCAUAGAAAAUUCAUUAGCGGAGUCGUUGAAGGUUUUUAUGGUCGGCCAUGGACAAUGGAACAAAGGAAAGAGUUGUUCAGAAGGCAGCAGAAAUGGGGACUGAAUACAUACCUUUAUGCACCCAAAGAUGACUACAAACACAGAAUGUUCUGGAGGGAGUUGUACUCCGUUGAAGAAGCAGAGCAACUCAUGACUCUUAUCAGUGCUGCUAAGGAGCAUGGGAUAGAGUUCAUCUAUGCCAUCUCCCCAGGCUUGGACAUCACCUUCUCCAAUCAGAAAGAGGUUUCUACACUCAAGAGGAAACUUGAUCAGGUCUCUCACUUUGGCUGCAAGUCCUUUGCCUUAUUAUUUGAUGAUAUUGACCACAACAUGUGCCCUGCUGACAAAGAGGUGUUCAGCUCAUUUGCACACGCUCAGGUGUCCAUCACCAAUGAGAUCUUCCAGUACCUGGGAGAGCCAGAAACCUUCCUCUUCUGUCCCACAGAGUACUGUGGAACAUUCUGCUACCCAAGUGUCUCUCAGUCCCCCUACCUCCACACUGUAGGAGAAAAGCUGCUACCUGGCAUUGAGGUGCUAUGGACAGGUCCCAAGGUAGUGUCCAAAGAUAUCACAGUAGAGUCUAUUGAGGAGGUGUCCAAAAUCCUGAGAAGAGCCCCUGUCAUCUGGGACAACAUUCAUGCCAAUGAUUACGACCAGAAGAGGCUUUUCUUGGGUCCAUACAAAGGCCGCUCCACAGAGCUCAUCCCUAGAUUGAAAGGAGUCCUCACUAACCCUAAUUGUGAGUUUGAGUCCAACUUUGUGGCCAUCCACACCCUGGCUACCUGGUACAAGUCCAAUAUGAACGGGGUGCGCAAGGAUGUGGUCAUGACGGACGGUGAGGACAGCACAGUGUCCAUCCAGAUCAAGUUAGAGAAUGAGGGCAGUGAUGAAGAACUUGAGACAGACAUGCUGUACAGUCCUCAGCUUGCCCUUAAACUUGCCCUCACAGAGUGGCUAGGGGAAUUCGGUGUACCUCAUCAAUACAACAGCCGACAGGUGCCUCACAGCGGUGCCAAAAACUCAGCCAUAGACGUGACAACCUUGGGUGCCCCCUCUCUCUGCUCAUCAACCACAGUCACCACAGUGUUCCAGCAGCCCAUCAUGUCUCCAGCUUUGCCGUCACUUUGCCCAGAUCCACAUUCCCACCCCAUGGCCAAAAGACAGCAGGAAGUGGAGGAGGUGGAGGUGGAGAAGAAGGAUUCAGAUGAGGAGCCCAUGGAGAUGGUGGUAGAAAAGCAAGACGAACCAGAACCAGAAGCCGAAGCUGAUCCAGAAGGCAAGCAUGUUAGUCCCACCUUGGCUGACAAGAUGGCUGAGGACCUGAAGCCGAUGGAUACAGACAAGGAGAGCUUGGCAGAAUCCAAAUCUCCAGAGGAGUCCAUCCAGGAGGACUCAGGAAGUGAUAUCGCCCCCAUGCAGACAGAUGAGCAGCUCAAACAGGAUGUGUUUGUGCCUGGGCCCAAUGAGAAGCCCCUGUUCACAGCAGAACCCCUCACACUGGAGGAUCUGAGUUUGCUGGCUGAACUCUUCUACCUGCCGUAUGAACAUGGGCCCAAGGCCAUGCAGAUGUUAAAGGAAUUCAACUGGCUGAGAGCCAACAGCAGCACUGUCAGUGUCAACUGUAAGGGCAAGGACCCUGAGAAGGUCGCAGAAUGGCAGUCCAGAGCAGAGAAGUUUGAGGAGAUGUGCUGUUCAGUCAUCCAGAUGUUCACACGUCUGUCGAAUUCAGCCAACCGAACCAUCUUAUAUGACCUCUACCCUUACAUCUGGGACAUAAAGAGCAUCAUUUCUAUGGUCAAGUCUUUUGUCCAGUGGCUAGAUGGAAGAAUCCACAGUACAAGUUUCUACUGCUAUUGGAUCGACAGUGGCCGAUGGUGUCGUAGUCAGUCCUCAGCACAGUUCCUUAGUGGAGACCAAGAGCCCUGGGCCUUUAGGGGAGGUCUAGCAGGAGAGUUCCAGCGAUUGUUGCCAAUAGAUGGGGCAAACGAUCUUUUCUACCAACCUCCACCCUCAAUGCCAACCUCCAAAAUAUAUUCCAUAAGGCCAUACUUUCCCAAAGAUGAGGCUGCUGUCUAUAAAAUAUGCAAAGAGAUGUACUCUGAAGGAAUGGAGGGAGUUCCUUUCCCAGACCAGGAUCCUGACCUCAUAGGAGACAGGUUAGUGGGUGGUUUCCUGUCUUUGAGUCCGGACUAUGGCUUUGUGCUAGAGGACGAGGAAGGGAUCUGUGGUUAUGCUCUCGGUACUGUUGAUGUCAAACCCUUCAUCAAGAAGUGCAAGUUGAGCUGGAUUCCCUUCAUGCAAGAAAAAUACCACAAACCUGAUUGUCAGAAGGACCUCUCAGAGGCCGAGAAGAUGAUGCUGAGUUUCCACGAAGAGGAGGAAGGUCUUCCAGAGUCAUUCCUCUCUAACUUCCCAUCUCUAAUCAAGGUUGACAUUCACGCAAAGGUCACUGAUCCCAGUGUGGCCAAAAGCAUGAUGGGAUGUCUGCUAUCUUCCCUAAAGGCCAACGGGUCCCAUGGUGCAUUCUGUGAGGUUCGACAGACUGAUAAGAGGAUGUUGGACUUCUACAGUAAGCUGGGCUGCUUUGAAGUCGCCAAGAUGGAGGGCUUUCCCAAAGACGUCAUCAUUAUGGGACGCAGCCUAUGAGGAAAUGUAUUGCUACAACAGCCCCAGACAGACAGACGAGAGACAGCAGCGGUCAACAAGGCUUUUGAACAUGUUUGCUACCUUCAUGAGACAAACUUUCAUGAUGAUUUUAUACCACAUUAUCAUCUGGGUUAGCCCAAGAUAACCUGUUUUUAAGAAGCACAGCAGUCGCACAGAUUCCUGGUGCUGUUCCUAGAUGUAAAGGUUCUGUUGGAUUCAGAGAAUCCAAAGCUAACGGGACAAAAAGUGAUCUGUAGUCUCAGUAAGUCAGUUGAUUUGAGCCAACAUGGAAGAGUUGCCCUGCAGCAUUGUGUUCUGGGGCACUUCUACUCAAAUACCUUCAGGAGGGAGGAGGUGACAACUCCAUAAGCCUUUUUGAUUUACUCCAGUAGCCGCUACAUUGCUAUGGCCCACAUGCCAUAUUGCAAAGUGUCUGUAUGUGAAAUGGCAAGAGGCAGAGCUGUGAAAUGAAGGCAGUCUGUGUCUCAGGUAGUGCCUUACUACCCUUAGGUCCUGCUUUUACCUGCUUUGACAUAGAGAGAGAAUGCAGCUGUUGACAAAAGUAGGAUGUUAUUAUAAGGUGUUGUAAGGUGUUAUGUGAGAUUUUCUCUUUCAUCAUCACGCCAUAGUAUUUCCACUGGCUCAGCAAUAGGAUUGGGGAAAGAGGCCUUAAGUAUAGCACCAUUUUUCUCCUGAUUUUAAGAGGCAUGUGUCAAACAACAACAACAACAACGAAAAACCCAAAGCGAUGUAUACGGCAUUUACAUGCAACAGGCUGCCGAGUGCAUGCAUACGGAGAGUGGAAAAAUAUGGCUUAUUGUGGUUUGUUACAGCCCUAAAUGGGUGGUAGUGAUAAACCAGCAAAGCGAAGUGUUGAGUCUACUGCAGACUUGACAAGGACGUACACUGCAUUCUACAUUUACACCUGAGUAGAUGUUGACGUCACGUUAGGAAAGGAAGAGAGAAACUUCCAUCAGUUAAAGAACAUGGUUCUCAGCCUAUACAAUAGCCUUUUCAAUGCUAUUGGCCAUACAUUCUUUUUUAAUAAUUCAGUAGUUUUUCAUUCACAUUUCCCCUUUUAAGUACUGCCUUUGGGUUCAUUGCCUUUGAAUUUUAGGUUUAUGUUGCAGACCCGUGUCUGAGAAGCAUGUUUCUGCUUAAACUCUUUUUAACCUGUGUCAGUCAGAUGCAGAUCAAGAUUGGAGAUUUGCACAUUGACCUCGUUGUGGCUUAAAUUACAAGACAUACAGCCUGCAAUUCACUGGCAUUAGUUGUUAAAUGGCUUGUCAAUGACUGACCCGAUCCCACACUCCAGCACAAAAAGCUUUAAGGACACAAACUGGCUGACACAGGGUUCCCUCAGUCAGAGAAAACUUAGAUGGUCAGGAAAAAAUAUAGAAAAUUAUACAUUUUCUUUCUUUUGUUUUUCAGUUGUUUUUUUUGUUUUUGUUUUUGUUUUUUUGUUUUUUAAUCGAUAAGGUUAAUGUCAGACUUGUUGAUUGGUUAUCUUUUGAAGAAUUCAAUUCUAAUUACAGAAGUCUUAUGUGAUAGUUGUGGAAAAACAAUAUCCAAAAAUUUAAAUCAGCUUCUGGGCAAAAAAAAAAAAAGAACAACAUUUGAAUAUAAAGACUGGCAGGCAUUCACAUUUGAAUUUGUAAAAAAAAAAAAAAAAAAAAAUGCAUAGGACUCCUGUAUUAAAUUACA
Molecule: messenger RNA, 4901 nt
Organism: Myripristis murdjan (pinecone soldierfish)
Lineage: Eukaryota; Metazoa; Chordata; Actinopteri; Holocentriformes; Holocentridae
Gene: oga
Product: O-GlcNAcase
Exons: 19
Coding region: 378-3197 (939 amino acids)
Biological process (GO): glycoprotein metabolic process
Molecular function (GO): beta-N-acetylglucosaminidase activity
Source: RefSeq, a predicted model, not a curated record